This is a messenger RNA of Metarhizium robertsii ARSEF 23, 234 nucleotides long. RefSeq lists its product as uncharacterized. The transcript has a single exon. Bases 1 to 234 code for a protein of 77 amino acids. NCBI's taxonomy places the organism in Eukaryota, Fungi, Ascomycota, Sordariomycetes, Hypocreales, Clavicipitaceae. The record is from RefSeq and is a predicted model, not a curated record.
AUGCCGCCGGUCGGCCGUGCUAGUCCCGAUCGAUGGGUGGCUGGCCGGACGUCUGAGCCCUUCCUGGCGCCCCAGUGCCCCCCAGUGCCCCAGUACAUGCCCAGGUGCCAAGUCUGGUCCGGUCGGUACUCCGUACUGCCGUCUGGUCUGGUCCAGCCUGGCCUGGUCUGGCGCCAGGCGCCGGCGCUCGAGGGUGCAGGUGCAGGUGCAGGUGCAGGCAACAGGCAACAUUGA